AAAAGUACUGCAUUCAGCAUAUGUUAAUGUUAACUAAUACUGGCUCAGCAUUGAGCAGGAUUAGAAGAGGAAUGAGGAUGGAGAUAGAAGAAUUGAUAUUAUAUUUAACAGCAAACAAAUCUGAUUUACAGGAUCAGAAUGCAGCAUUAGCAGAGAAUAAGAGAGAGAUAGAGUAUUUGCAAGAACAAAUAUCAUCAACUAGUGUACAGUUACUUAUGAAAAGAGAAGAGAACAAGAAGUAUAAAACUGCAAUAAAAGAUGAAAUAUCUCACAAAGAAAAGAAGUUAUUAGAAGAUGAAGUAGUCUUAGUAGUGAAGGGGCAGGGUGAGACUGAAGAUGAAGAAAAAUUAAUAAAGGAGAGUGAAAAUUUAGACACAUUAUCAUCAUUAGAAAUGGAACCUUGGUUCCAUGAAAAUGUAAAAGAUAAACCAGGUGCUGAUGCAAUAUUGGAGGAUUUUAAACAUAUUCCAGGUGCUUUUAUUGUCAGAAGAAACAUUCUUAAAUAUUUCUUGUCAUUUGUCCAUAAUUUUAGAAUCCAUCAUCUUGGUAUAUCCGAAAUAAAUGAUGAAGGAAAAAUAAAUUAUCGUAUUAGUCGAGAUUCCCCGUCCUUUGUCUCAAUAGUAGACCUCAUUCAUCAUUAUUGUCUGUAUCAUAUCAAUAUUGAUCAAAUCUCUCAAAGGCUCACUGUACCUAUAUCUAAAAAUGAGAAACAGCCAUGGCAUAAACAGCCAUGGUAUAAUGAAGAUGUAUCCAGAAAGAGUGCUGAAUACAUGUUAGAAAGAGUAAUACCUAAGAAAGAUGGUACUUUUUUAGUCCGUCCUUCUAGUCAAGGACACGACACAUGGGCUAUCAGUUUAAUAAGUGGUAAUUCCAUUCGCCAUUUCAAAUUUUUUGGCAAAGAUGGUCAGUUUGAAACAGGAAAUAGGACUUUUGACAGCAUGGUUGAAUUGGUUGAUUUUUACAAACAGAAUCCAAUUUAUGCAGGUACGAAGCUAAAAUAUCCCAUUAAUGAAGAAAUACUAAAUCAAAAAUAUCCCACACACGAGUUCAUAGAUGAUGUACUACCGUAUAGACAGUAAGAAGGAUGGUUCAGAAAUUAUGAUGAAUUUUAAUUUUAUUUUUAAAAAUAUACAUCAAUAAUAAUUGUGGACGUACAAUAAAUGUACUUGUUGUAUAGUUGA
This is a messenger RNA of Amphimedon queenslandica, 1181 nucleotides long. Its product is annotated as 1-phosphatidylinositol 4,5-bisphosphate phosphodiesterase gamma-2-like. Gene Ontology annotation, biological process: enzyme-linked receptor protein signaling pathway; cell migration. The transcript is spliced from 11 exons. The record is from RefSeq and is a predicted model, not a curated record. Lineage: Eukaryota; Metazoa; Porifera; Demospongiae; Haplosclerida; Niphatidae. Gene Ontology annotation, cellular component: cytoplasm. Gene Ontology annotation, molecular function: signaling adaptor activity; receptor tyrosine kinase binding. The coding region runs from base 21 to 1079 and encodes 352 amino acids.